This is a messenger RNA of Lobosporangium transversale, 498 nucleotides long. RefSeq lists its product as hypothetical. Bases 110 to 430 code for a protein of 106 amino acids. NCBI's taxonomy places the organism in Eukaryota, Fungi, Mortierellomycota, Mortierellomycetes, Mortierellales, Mortierellaceae. The record is from RefSeq and is a predicted model, not a curated record. The transcript has a single exon.
GUCGGUCCUGUUAGUCCAGACGAUCCUUAGUCCUUUAUAAACUGAGUGAAGUUGACUAGCUUUAAAGCAAGGAGGAGAAAGAGCGAGAAAGAGUGAAAGGGUGAGAAGGAUGGAAAGAAAGGGGGAAAGUGAAAACGGAGGGAGGAAGAGUGAGAGAGAAAAUUGGUGGGAGAAAGAUCAGACAAAAAUAGCUCUUUUUUUUUAUCCCAGCGAGCGAGACAUGUAUUCUGGGCAUGUACAGUACAGAUCUGAAGACAAAAAAGUCUCGAGUUCUAUAGCCAUAAUUACUCUUAUCUCAUGUCAUCAUGGAGAAAGUGAAGCAAUCUUCCAUGUGUGUCUUUGUGUCAACAACAAUGAUCCCUUUAAUGUUUGUUCUUCCAUCUUUUGGUUUAUAUGCCUAAUUGAGAUAAAGUGGUGGCUAGGGUUAUAAUGUUACUGUAGGUGUACUUCUUUUUUUCCUGAUACCAUUGUGGGUCUGAUCCAUUGCUGCUAUCGCGC